This is a messenger RNA of Ailuropoda melanoleuca (giant panda), 3584 nucleotides long. RefSeq names its product cholinergic receptor nicotinic alpha 4 subunit (gene CHRNA4). The record is from RefSeq and is a predicted model, not a curated record. Bases 135 to 2021 code for a protein of 628 amino acids. The transcript has 5 exons. NCBI's taxonomy places the organism in Eukaryota, Metazoa, Chordata, Mammalia, Carnivora, Ursidae. Gene Ontology annotation, biological process: monoatomic ion transmembrane transport. Gene Ontology annotation, cellular component: postsynaptic membrane. Gene Ontology annotation, molecular function: transmembrane signaling receptor activity; acetylcholine-gated monoatomic cation-selective channel activity.
AGGAGCGGCGGAACCAGGCCCAGUGGACGGAGCGGCCCGCGCGGCGCGGGCAUGAAGUUGGGCGCGCGCGGGCCUGGGAGCGGGGGCGCGGCGGAGACGGGAGCCGCCCGCGUCUAGAGCCCGCUCGGUGCGCCAUGGAGCUCGGGGGCCCCGGGGCGCUGCCGCCGCCGCUGCUGCCGCCGCUGCUGCUGCUGCUGGGGGCCGGCUUCCUACCCGUGAGCAGCCACGUGGAGACCCGGGCCCAUGCGGAGGAACGGCUGCUGAAGAAGCUCUUCUCUGGUUAUAACAAGUGGUCCCGGCCUGUGGCCAACAUCUCGGAUGUGGUUCUUGUCCACUUCGGGCUGUCCAUCGCACAGCUCAUUGAUGUGGGAGACACACACACACACUCCCCCCCCCCCCCACACACACACACGUCCGUCCCCCAGGAGGUCACAUCUGCCCUUCUNCCCGCUGACUACGAGAACGUCACCUCCAUCCGCAUUCCCUCUGAGCUCAUUUGGCGGCCAGACAUCGUCCUGUACAACAACGCGGACGGGGACUUUGCGGUCACCCACCUGACCAAGGCUCACCUCUUCCACGACGGGCGGGUCCAGUGGACGCCCCCCGCCAUCUACAAGAGCUCCUGCAGUAUCGACGUCACCUUCUUCCCGUUCGACCAGCAGAACUGCACCAUGAAGUUCGGGUCCUGGACGUACGACAAGGCCAAGAUCGACUUGGUAAGCAUGCACAGCCGCGUGGACCAGCUGGACCUGUGGGAGAGCGGCGAGUGGGUCAUCGUGGACGCGGUCGGCACCUACAACACACGCAAGUACGAGUGCUGCGCGGAGGUGUACCCCGACAUCACCUACGCCUUCGUCAUCCGCCGCCUGCCCCUUUUCUACACCAUCAACCUCAUCAUCCCCUGCCUGCUCAUCUCCUGCCUCACCGUGCUGGUUUUCUACCUGCCGUCCGAGUGCGGCGAGAAGGUCACGCUCUGCAUCUCCGUGCUGCUCUCGCUGACCGUCUUCCUGCUGCUCAUCACCGAGAUCAUCCCCUCCACCUCGCUGGUCAUCCCGCUCAUCGGCGAGUACCUGCUGUUCACCAUGGUCUUCGUCACGCUGUCCAUCGUCAUCACCGUCUUCGUGCUCAACGUGCACCACCGCUCGCCGCGCACGCACACCAUGCCCGCCUGGGUGCGCCGCGUCUUCCUGGACGUGGUGCCCCGCCUGCUCUUCAUGAAGCGGCCGUCGGCGGUCAAGGACAAUUGCAGGCGGCUCAUCGAGUCCAUGCAUAAGAUGGCCGGCGCCCCCGGCUUCUGGCCCGAGCCCGAGGGGGAGCCCAGCUUCAUGGGCGGAGCCCGGAGCCGGGGCCCCUCGCGCUCCCCGUCCUUCUGCAGCCCCCUGGACGAGCCAGCCGAGCCCCGGCCAGCCUUCGAGUCGCCCUCGGAGCAGGUCCCCGUGCCGCAGCGCUCCGAGGCUGAGAAAGGGAGCCCCUGCCCCUCGCCUGACUCCUGCCACCCACCCGCCGGUACCCGGGCCCCGGGGCUCACCAAAGCCCGGUCCCUGAGCGUCCAGCACGUGCCCAGCCCCGCUGAAACAGCGGAGGACGGUGUUCGAUGCCGGUCUCGGAGCAUCCAGUCCUGCAUUCUCCAAGAUGAUGCCGCUUCCCCGGCCGGGGGCCCUGUGGCCGGCUCCCCCAGCUUUCCGAAGGCCAGCUCAGCCGAGCUCCCGCCCCCAGACCAGCCUUCUCCAUGCAAAUGCAGGUGCAAGAAGGAGCCAUCCCCAAACGCCGUGCUCAAAGCCCGGGGCACCAAGGCUCCCCCCCGGCACCUGCCCCUGUCUCCGGCCCUGACGCGGGCGGUAGAGGGUGUCCAGUACAUCGCGGACCAUCUGAAGGCGGAAGACACAGACUUCUCGGUGAAGGAGGACUGGAAGUACGUGGCCAUGGUCAUCGACCGCAUCUUCCUCUGGGUGUUCAUCAUCGUCUGCCUGCUGGGGACCGCGGGCCUCUUCCUGCCACCCUGGCUGGCCGGCAUGAUAUAGCGGGGCGGGGCCGGGCACCCGCAGGACCCCCGCGACGUCUGCGGACUGCUCGCCCGGGGUCUGUGCCUGGCCGUCCGGGACUCCUGCAUUCUGUGGGGUCACGCCAUUCGCCAAAUCGUCCCCCCAUAUUCUGUGGACUGCAAGAUGGCCUUGGGAAGGGCCACUGGCCCUGGGGAAGCUGGCUCAGUCCUGCUGAGACCUGUGGGGGGGCGGCCGGGCCGGAAAGGGCAGCGGGUAAACGCCUAUUCUUGUCUGGAGGGUGGGGUCACAGCCCGCAUCUUAUUAAAGUUUAUCUGGAGCAUGGCGACACAUUGGGUUCCUGCCCGGGACACGCAUCUGACCCCUCAGCCAGCAGCCCAGCAGUCCCACCUGUCCCAGGGCCACGCCUUCCGGCCCCUCCCAGCCCCACGUGCCCCUGGUCCCUGUGGGAUCGUGGACGCCUCCUCAGGUGGGCUCGCUUGGACCUCACAGAGGCCGGGCAGCAGACUCUCAAAUCUCAUUUGCGGGGGUGGGUCCAAGCAGGGAUUUUCUUGUCUCGGUUUAUUCUGGGUAAAUUAGUGUCAGGGCAAGUCUCGUGCCUGAGGGGCUUUGAGGAAUGGUGUUGGGCCGGGGCCUGCAUGAAGGGGAGUCUAGGGAUGGUGCCCCAUGGCGAGGGCACCCUUCACCCCAGGGAGUGUGGGCGUCUGCCUUCCUGGGGUCCUGGGGUCCUGGGCAAGCAUUUGCAGGGGCCCAGUGAUGCAGCCAGGGUCCCAGUGGGCACUGGUAGUUUGGGAAGGCCCUGGGGCAGUGUCUAGACCGAGGCCUCCGGGGCCCUUAUCCGGGCUCUCCCCAACCUCCCGUGGGUCCCCCUCUGCACACAGCCCCUUGAGACACCCUCCCUGAAGCACAGACGUGGUAGCCAUGGUGAGGGGUCCCUGAGGUCAGCCAGGCUGACUCUGGGGCCCUCGGGAGUGCGGUUCCUGGGGCUGGGGCCCCUGAGAAAUGUCAUGGGGUGGAGGAGACCCCCAUGGGCCUCCCCUGGGCUUGUCUUCCUGGAGCCAGCACAGCCUGGGGGACCUGGUGUCCUCCUCUGCAAGGCGCCCCAGUAGUACCCCUGGGGGUGGCGUGGGGGCGGCACGAGCUGCCCCUGGGCUCUCCCUGAUUCUUCGGAGCCUUUAGGCCCCGAGUGCCACGGAAGGGGUAAGGACGACCUUCAGAGAGGACAAAGGAAUCUGUGCCCCCUACCGAUGGUCAAAUCCCACCUCCUCUGACCCCCUUACUUCAGGGGAGCUGAAUGGCAUGUGGGAGCAGGUGGGAGCUGGCCCUGGAGCCCGCCUCCCUGCGCACGAGGUGCCUGGGUCAGGAGAGGGAGCAGACGGUGACCAAGCAUCCGAGGGGCCUUGCUGCUGCCAGCCCCAACCGCGGGUCCCCGUCGGCAGUGACGCUGGGCUGCGUGAGCCCCAGGGCCGCAGCCACACCCUCGCCCUCCCUGUCCCCUGGGGCACCGGUGACACCGGACCCGACUGGGGCCUGGAAGGUCCUCACGCCCAGGAGCAGGGUGCAGAGACCCGAGGGUCUAAGUCC